Molecule: messenger RNA, 1341 nt
Organism: Capronia epimyces CBS 606.96
Lineage: Eukaryota; Fungi; Ascomycota; Eurotiomycetes; Chaetothyriales; Herpotrichiellaceae
Exons: 2
Coding region: 1-1341 (446 amino acids)
Cellular component (GO): cytoplasm
Molecular function (GO): flavin adenine dinucleotide binding; electron-transferring-flavoprotein dehydrogenase activity
Source: RefSeq, a predicted model, not a curated record
AUGCCCAGUAUCUUCGAACAGAUGGUUUUGAUCCCCAAGAUCGUCAGCCUCGGUUUUGCCCUAACCUAUCAGCGACUGAUGCAAAUAUUCACUGCGAAGAUCCAUCGCCUGACAUACAGCCCUGUCGACCGUCCCAAAAAUGUGGUGGUUGUGGGAGGCUCCUUCGGUGGCUUCUAUCUCGCCAAAGGCCUUGCUGAGUCGCUCCCCACGGGAUGGAGAGUCGUUCUGAUCGAGAAGAAAUCGCACUUCCAUUUCACCUGGAAUUUCCCUCGGAUUUCUGUCGUCUCAGGUCACGACCACAAAUGCUUUAUCCCCUUCCCGAGGCAACUUUCAACGGCGCCACAAGGCGUGUAUCUGUUCAAGCAGGGAAAUGUUGUUGCGAUCGAUCCGCUAAAGGUUACUUUGGAAGACAAAACAACCUUCGAGUACGAGUACCUAGCCAUUGCGACAGGCUCGCAGGCUAGAUACCCAGCGAAGCUGGACGCCGACGUGAAGAGCGACUGUAUUCGGUUCUUCCAAGAGCAGCGGCGACAAAUAGAAGCGGCCAAAGAUAUCGUGGUUGUCGGUGGCGGAGCAGCCGGGGUCGAAGUCGCUGGGGACAUCAAGACCAGACACCCAGACAAGCAUGUGACAUUGGUCCACUCUCGCGACCAUAUCCUCAACAACUUUGGCGAAGCGCUCCACGAGAUUACCAAGAAGGCCCUCGAGGAGAUGGGUGUGAGUCUGUACUUGGGUGAGCGGGUCGUGUCAGGCUUAGACUCAGAAGCACCUGAGCAAGUCACCUUAGGCAGCGGGAAGGCUCUGCGGUGUGACCGUCUGAUAAAAUGCACAGGACAGUCUGCACAAUCCGACCUCGUCAAGCAGUUCUCGCCAUCCUCGGUGGCUCCCUCUGGCGGACUCAUUGUCGAGAAAACAUUGCAACUGAAGAACUCACCUUCUCCUCAAAUAUUCGCCCUUGGGGACGUCCUCGAUAUCUCUGGACCAAAGCAGGGCCGCGCCGCGUCUCUCCAGGGUUUCCACGUCGCAGACAACAUCGUGCGCUCCAUCAAGCAAACUCCGUUGAAGGAUUACAAACCCACCAUGAUAGACGUUUCCAUUGACUUAACACUGGGAUUGGCAAGUAGAGCAUGUCUCAAUCACCACAGAAGGAGCUAUACUGACAAACUGUAUGUUCCCCAACAGGGUAAGGGUGUUGCGUUUAUCGACGAUUUCGGCAGGAGGCACUUGUCCAUCAAGCAGACAACGACCGAAGAGCUGCAGGUGGCGCGUGGGUGGGAAGCCAUGGGCAUGAAGCCGUUCCAUGAUCCAGAGGAAAUGGCGGCUAAUGAGCUCGAUGCAUGA